AGCACACGCCACCUUGUGUUGCAGUCUUCGCCUAAACUGUAUCUCUGGGAAAGAGUUCCUGGCUGCCUGUUUGUAUCCCUGAGUCACCACAGACCCCCCACCCCCCAACGUGGGAUGUUAACCUUGGAGCAAUAUGGAGAUUAGCUGCAGAGCUGAAGCAGAGUCCCAAAGGGGCUUCAGUUCUGCAGAAUCUACACAGCCUACUUUACCAUACACUGGCCAGACGCUAGCGCUCGGGACGUCCGAGCUGACGACUGGAAUCCCUCAAGGAGUCACUCAGGAGCAAGCUGUGACCAGUCGGAGGGAGUGACACAUCUGCGCUCAGUUCCUCCCUCCUCACCAUCCUCACCUCCCUCUCACGUGCUUGCGGGCCGUUGGGCAGAAGUGAGCCCCGUGGCUCUGCCAAAGACAAGCCUGUUGGGUUUACAGAAGGGAAAAAAAAACAAAAAACCAACAAAACCAAAAACCCAAACAAACCUCAGGCAAAGUCACGGCAUUGAAAUCGUUACCCUUGAAGAAACUGCGUGGAGAAGCGUGCAAAGAUGAAUGGCCCAGUGGAUGGCUUGUGUGACCAUUCUCUAAGUGAAGAAGGAGCGUUCAUGUUCACAUCGGAGUCGGUCGGAGAGGGACACCCGGACAAGAUCUGUGACCAGAUCAGUGAUGCCGUGCUGGAUGCCCAUCUGAAGCAGGACCCCAAUGCCAAGGUGGCCUGUGAGACGGUGUGUAAGACGGGCAUGGUGCUGCUGUGCGGCGAGAUCACCUCCACGGCCACGGUGGACUACCAGCGGGUGGUGAGAGGUGCCAUCAGGCACAUUGGCUACGACGAUUCUGCCAAGGGUGAGGCGGGGCUCCGGGUCUGAGAUGCGUGGGCGUCCCGACGCUGCAUGCGAACUGAGGCUCUCGGUCCUCGGCUAGUGCAAAUACCACCAGGAGGAAAACAUUCCUAGACCCGCUUGGCAGGGUCGGGGGUCAAAGUCUCUGGCGACAGCAUGGUGGCCCACGUGACAGCGCCCAGUUGAACUACCGCGUGUCUGUCCGUCCGUCCGUCCUUUGUUGACUCUGGUCUUCGUGGUGCAGGCAAAGGCUUUGGAAGAGAGAAGCACCCACUGAGUAAGGGGAGCUGCCCCCUGCUGGGGACGUGUUCUCUGCCAGGCCCUGGGGCUGCUCUUUGCAGGUGUCCUUUUAACUGUUUGAGGCCCUCUGCCGUACUCCUCCUGCAGAUGAGGAAAUUGAAGCUUGGGAAUGUCCAUAAUUUGCGUAAGGUGACCGCCAGCAGGUGGCUGCCCAUGUGGACUCCUGUGCUUUCUGCUUCCAUAUGCUGCUUCUCACGAUAGACAGAGAAAAAGGCGACUCCGCCCAGAACCGGUACCCAUGGCAGGUGAAGGGGACAGGCUGGCCGAGGUGGGCUCCAGUGCCAGGCAGUGUGGGAGCCUGCAUUCCAGGGAAGGGACACAGGCCCUGGCAGGAAGUGAGGAGGAGCGCCGUGAUCGGGGCGGGCGUAGGGGGAGACCGCUGGCAAGAACAGAAGGGCACAAAGCAGAUUCCAACAUCUGAGACGGGGCAGGCCGGGAAGGGGCCCAGCCUGGAGCGGCCUCAGAGAACAGCAUGCGAGCCAGAUGCUGAAGGCCUGUGGGCACUGACCUCCCAGCUACUGGGUCUUUAGGGUGACGUGUGCCGCCGCCGUGGGUCGGGGCAGGCUGGAAUGAGGCACUGCACCCGUAUGAGCGAGAGCCCCUCGCCCCUGAGGGCACAGACACAGAAGCUCAGCGCAGCCGCCUUUGGAGCCGCCCGGAGCACUCAUUUAAGCACAUGAAAGUUUGGGGGGGCCAUGUCAGGAAUCAGCAGGAGGAGAACCAGUGAGCACAGGCAAAAUCUCCCAGUCAGCGCAUGAGGGUGUUCAUAGAGGAAACACUCUGUCCCCAAUCAGCAGCUUCCCCACAUGCCACCAUGCAGAGCCAUCACCCUGUUCUACAAGGAAAAGCCGAUUGUUUACAUACGUGUAGACCUUAUUCAAGAGCAAGUCUUGUUCUGCACUAGGUGGAAAGGAAACUUCCCAGGAGGCCAUGUCUCCUAGAGAGAGAGAAGCGAGAGAGAGCCCAGCUCUGCUGUGCCCAGCUUGUCCCCGUGCCCAUACCCAGAGGACCCCGCGCAGCAUGGUGGCUGCCUUAGGGGGGCCCCCAGGCUAACUGCCCCUUAUGGCUCUGGGCCACAGUCACGGACUGGCUGCCAUUCUGAGCCCUGCUCCUCUCCCCUUAGUCCCCUGAAUUCCAUGUUUCCUAAUCACUUGGAGCCCUUGAUGGAUUUGCAGCGCUGAGAAGAUUCACCAUUUAGAGAGUGAUUAGGAAAAAUGCAACAUGUUUAAUGCACAAUGGUGAAUCCUUGGCAGCCCUCUAAAGAUGGUUCAUUGGUUUGUGUGUCCAAAAACGUUUGCUGGGAACAGGAAGCUGCAAGGGACAAAGGCGUCUUGAUGCUCCCGGAGGGGGGCACGCCUGGCAUUAAAUGGUGCAGUGUGAGGUGCCCUGUGGCGAGUCGGUGGCACAGUGUGCAGUGAAGGGAGGGAGGGGGAGGGGAAGUCUAGGGCCAUCUAGGGACAUUUACUGAGAGCUGGUUGGAUUUGGGUGUGUGGGGAUGGACAGUUGGAGGAGGAGGAGGAGGAGUAUUCUACACAAAGACACCUAGUGGAGGUAGAAAAGCAAGCCACACUGAAGGCUACACUUAAGUGCAUUUGGCUAGAGCAGUUCAGCUGGGAGGGGCUGGGUGGAGCUGAGGGGCUUGGGCUCUGCUUCAUUUGGCGGGGGGUCCCCACAUGAAGCAUGUACAGAAACAAUAGACUGGAUCUGGGUUGGUUGGUUGGUUGGUUGUAGUAAGCUCACACUGGCAGCCUAGGUUGAAUAGACUGGGAAGAGUGACAGUUACUCAGCUUGUCACUAACACUUGGCCUUGUGGUGGAGCCUCUGUGAUUUUCAGCCCCUCAUUCACACAGUCCGUAUGGCUGAGCCCAGCAAGGCCCGAGGACCUACAGGGAGAUGAGUGUGCUGUCCGGGCAUGGCGGCCCCUUCCCGGGCUCCUUGGGCUGGGCUGCCACUGGCCAAACCUCCGUGAACCAGUUCCAGGCCUGCUGCCCCUUGCUGGGGAGAACAGCCUCCAUCUCUGUGCCUGACCUUUGGCGAUGGGCAGACGGGGCCUCAGCCUCCAGAGGGGUGCCUUUUCCAUUUUGCUCCAAGCCCUGUGCAUAGCCUGGGAUCAGAGGACUCUAGGUCUGGGAGCAUGUCUGAGUAGUUCCUGUGCACUGUAUUUGUCCAAUAUAUUUAAUACCUGCAUCAGGCACAUCCCUGGGCUUCCAAACUGCAGUGCUGGAAGGCGAUUUUCAGCCUGGAUCUUAGAAGGUGCCUAAGGGGGCAGGGCCAUGAGUCACCCACCUACUCUUCAGCCAGAGUGGCUGUAGCUCUUGAUCUGGUUUUUAUAUUGCAGUUCUGUGCAGGAUAUAUAUAUAUUUUUUAAUUUUAU
This is a messenger RNA of Leptonychotes weddellii (Weddell seal), 3507 nucleotides long. The record is from RefSeq and is a predicted model, not a curated record. Lineage: Eukaryota; Metazoa; Chordata; Mammalia; Carnivora; Phocidae.